This is a messenger RNA of Ustilago hordei, 2997 nucleotides long. RefSeq lists its product as uncharacterized. The coding region runs from base 1 to 2997 and encodes 998 amino acids. The transcript is spliced from 8 exons. Gene Ontology annotation, molecular function: nucleic acid binding. The record is from RefSeq and is a predicted model, not a curated record. Gene Ontology annotation, biological process: DNA integration. NCBI's taxonomy places the organism in Eukaryota, Fungi, Basidiomycota, Ustilaginomycetes, Ustilaginales, Ustilaginaceae.
AUGUCCGAAGGUGCCCAUAGCAGACCUUGGUGUCAUCAUAACAUUGAUAUUGAUCAUGCCGAGCUACCCCUGAACGGAGUGUCCACAGAGUCGCCGAGCGUUAAGCUCAUCGAGAUCGAUACCGAGACAAUAGCUGUCGCACAGUUUGAUAGUCACCGAGUAUCUCGACAGACCGACCUGGGUUUCAGGCGCGAGACCCCUGACACAGAGGCCCAGGGGGAGGAACUUGGGUGCACCUUCCUAGCAAUUGACAGGGAAGAGCGACCAGCAUGCAACACCUGGAUUGUUGAUUCAGGUGCAACCCAUCAUAUGGUAAAUGAUGAGAGGAUGCUGCUCACCUCGACAAGCAAGGACAGUCAGAUCAGUACAGCAGGGGAUGAAAAGCUUCAGGUAAAAGCCAUAGGAGAUGCCUCCCUUUGGGUUGGUGAGGCUACCAUCCAGCUAUUGGAUGUGCUCUAUGUGCUGAAGCUCAAUUCUAAUUUAUUGUCUGUACAAGGCUUGAUUGAGAAUGGUGCACGAGUAAUCUUUGAUGAGUUUGGGACUACCGUAAAGCAGAACGAUGGUACCCAAGUGCAAUUCAGGAGGAACAGGAGACAAGGCCACUUCAAAGUGCAAGGACAAGCACUAGCCUUGGAGCUGGAAAAGGCCCUCAACGAUGUCCCAGAGGAUGAUGAGAACACAGGAAGACACAACGAUGUCCCAGAGGACAAUAAGAACACAGGAGAUCAGGACAGCUACCUCUGGCAUGAGAGGUUUGGACACCCAGGACAAGAUAAGACAAGGCAAAUCCAGGUGCACUACCUUGAUCUUAAGGGCCAUGCCAAUUACCACUAUGCACUAGUUGCUGUGGAUGACUUCUCCUCCCUGAUCUAUGCAGAACCACUCUGCACUAAGAGUGCCACACUCAUGGCACUGAGAAGCGACAAUGGAGGAGAGUGGUGCAGCUUAGAAGCUGAAGACUGGCAAACUCAGGAGGGUUUCAAGUGGCAAAAGAGCAUUCCAGGGAUCAGUGUCCAGAAUGGACAGGUGGAGAGAGCAAUCAGGUCAGUCCAAGAAAAGAUGUGCUCUAUGCUGAUUGGUCGAGCUUGCCUCAGAGAGUUGUGGCCAUAUGCAAUCACAGCAGCAGCACAUGUGAUGAACCUCACCCUGUCAGCCACCAAGACCAUUCCCUAUGAGGCCUUUUAUGGAACCACUGCACACAAACUGGCCCAACAGCUGCGAGUUUUUGGGUGCCUGGCAUGGGUCCACAUCCAACAGAAGGAUCAGCAAGGCAAGUACAGACCUAGAGUGAAACCAGCCAUCAUGAUCAGGUAUGAUGAUGAACAUAAGGCAUGGAAGUUCUGCAACCUGGACCAGCCUGCAUCAAUUCAAUGGAGCAACUCAGCAAUGUUCCAUGAAGGCAAAGGGUGGAGUGAUUGCCAGCAGGAGGCAUGCAAGCCCAUGGAAGUCGAGGAGGAGGGUGCUGCACCAACCACAGUGGAGGAGGAGACCAGAUUGGAGGCCAUGGUGGAGGACCUUCUGCCAGCCAUGGACAGCACAGUAGGUGCUGCCAACACAGUGGUGCUGAACCUGGACCCAACACUUGGAGAGGCAAUGAAUGGUGAGGAUGCCCAGCUCUGGAAGGAGGCAAUACAAAAAGAGCUGGAAGGACUCGAGGCAAUGGGGACUUGGGAGGUGGUGAAUCACCUGCCAGGAGUACCACUUGUGGACUCUAAGGUUGUGCUUUGGCUAAAGCUUGAUGCUGAUGGUGUGCCCAUAAAGCACAAGGUUAAAAGAAGUAAUCUAUAUGAAACCACUGGAGGGAUCAGGAGUAGCACCUGGACAGGUAUACAAAGUGGUCAAGGGCCUGUAUGGCCUAAAGCAGUCCAGGUAGAGUGUGCUCCCUGCAUCUACACCAAGGGAUGGGGUGAAGAUAUGGCCAUCGUGGUCAUCUAUGUUGAUGAUACAUUAGUCAUAGCACCACAGCUGGAGACAGUCCUAAAGGUUAAGAAGCAGAUCGGUCAGAGAUGGAAGAUGGAAGAUAGUGGCAAGGUCUCUCACUUCCUCAGCAUCAAAAUCAGUCGAAACUGUAUGAUGUGCACCAUGACAAUUGGUCAGUCAGGGUACAUUGACCAAGUGCUGGCUAAGCACCUGGACAAAUGCACCAAGCCAACCAUGGUUCCAAUGCAGAGCAUACUGGAGGGAACCCUUGUCGCAAGUGCAGCACAACAGAAGGAGUAUCCAGUGAUCGUUGGCAAGCUGCUCUGGGUUGCCAACAGCACCCAGCCCGACCUUAGCCUCACCAUGAGCAUCCUCACUAGACACAUGCAUGAACCAUCACAAGAGCAUUAUCAGGCAGCACAAUGGGUCUUAUGCUACCUCGAAGGCACAAAGAAAGUUGGAUUAGUUUAUAGGGGAAAUAUGUUGCAAGAGCCACUGAUUGCACAUAGUGAUGCAAACUGGGUGAGUGAUGCCACCAUUCAGAGAAGGAGUACAUCAGGGUCAGUGGCAUUAGUGUAUGGGAACCUGGUAGCCUGGAAGUCAGCAACACAAAAAUGCAUAUCAUUGUCCACCAUCAAGGCAGAGUUCAUUGCAGCCAUGGAAGCAACACAUGAGGUGCUCUUCCUCAAGCAGCUGCUAUGCUCAAUUGGCAUUGCCACAGGCACCCCAACAGUCUACUCAGACAACACUGGUUGCAUACAGGUUAGUAAAGACCCAGCACAGCACUGGAAGCUUAAGCACAUUGACACCAAGUAUCACUUCAUCUGUAACAACGUUCAAGAGGGAAGGGUGCAAAUCAAGUACAUGGACACCACAAGAAAUUUGGCAGAUGUACUCACAAAGCCAAUCAGGAGACAGGCAAUGCAGCAAGCAAGAUCUGGGCUACACCUGCAAAUACCAGCAGUGGCAUAUGAAAUGGAGUCCCCAGAGUAUGUGACAAUGUCAAAGAAUGGAGGAUAUACCUUGAAACAACAGCAUAAUGAACAGGGUACAUAUGCUGUUGAGGGGGGGAGUUGA